UGCGGCCGCGCGCCCGCGCAGGACAGGACCGCCAGCCCCGCCGUGGCGACUGGGAGGCCCUCUGGCUGCUACUACGCCGACAUGGCCGGCCUCUUCCUGGCCGAGCACCGGGACGGCGCCGUGCCCGCGUCGAGAGCCCGCUCGCUGCUGUGCUCCACGGCCAAGCCGUGCAUCCCCACGACGAGCACCACGGCAACAUGGACCACUGCAACGACAGCCACAACUACCUCCACGGGCACUGAGUGGGGCUUCCCCUCCCUGUUCUGCUGGGCGGUCGUGCGGCCCGACAGCUACGAGCCAGGGCUGAUGAAGGCGCAGUACUCCCGGCACGAGCAGCAAGCAAGCCGAGCCGAGAGCCGAGGCUCCACGCUGCACGGCGUGGCCGCGAGGGGGCCGCGGGGGGGCCGGGACGGGCCACGGCCCACGGUGCACGGGCAGCCGAGGCUUGGCGGCGCCAUCGCAUCAACAUUGGCACUGUACUUCGCAGCCGAAUGCGUGCUCAUUAACAGGUGCGCGCGCGGCCGGCCGGCGGAGGCGGACGCCGCGUGGCACGGAUCAAGCAAUCCGGGCAAGCACCCAUUGCUGGCCAGCGUCCAUCAGGCCGAGAACGAUCGCGUCGCAAUGAUUCGCGCCAUGGAGCAGACCGAGGGGAGGCGACGGGCCGUCGCCUCAGAGCAGGCGACGCGAGCAUCAGCAGAGUUCUGCGAACUGGCCAGCGGGGUCGAGGCCUCGGCGGCCGCCGAGAAGCGCGCUCAGGACUUCGAACAGAGCGUCGCCGACGAGGCCAAGCGCGCGCCGGCGGCGGCGCGACGGGCUCAGGCCGAUCGAGCGGCCGCCGACGCCGCUGCGAAGACGGCGUCGGCCGAGAGCGCGAAAGCGACGAGGCAGGCGCAGGGCGAAAUCAGCGACGCUCUCCAUCGGGCGCAAGCCAAGCCCAGGCGGCAAGCGCGAACUGCGACUCAGCGGAUCGAUCCGCCAGCAAAUGACGAGGUGACCACGGCCCGGAGUGCCAAGAUUAGAGCGACACGGCCCAUGGAUAAUUGGGGGGCGCAGCGCGGCCAAUAG
Prorocentrum cordatum is the source of this 1065-nucleotide messenger RNA. The record is from the annotation of a GenBank genome assembly. NCBI's taxonomy places the organism in Eukaryota, Dinophyceae, Prorocentrales, Prorocentraceae.